Molecule: messenger RNA, 2537 nt
Organism: Vespa crabro (European hornet)
Lineage: Eukaryota; Metazoa; Arthropoda; Insecta; Hymenoptera; Vespidae
Exons: 3
Coding region: 32-2335 (767 amino acids)
Cellular component (GO): chitin-based extracellular matrix
Molecular function (GO): structural constituent of chitin-based larval cuticle
Source: RefSeq, a predicted model, not a curated record
AUUGAGAACAUUCACCGCAUCUAGCGGUAACAUGGUUUCCAGUUGCAAGAUGACGCCAUGGCUGAUGGCAAUCUUUUGUCUGGCGACGGCAGGCUGUACGAAUGUUACGGAUCAGCAAACAUCAGAAACUACUCACAAUCAUCAAGUGGCUAUCUUGAAACAAAUCAGGAAGGUUAACGAAGACGGCUCGUAUACUUAUGGAUACGAGGCUGGCGAUGGUUCAUUCAAGGUCGAGACCCGUGACGUUCUAGGCAACAUCAAGGGUACGUUCGGUUUCGUCGACGCCGAGGGUGAAAUAAAGAGAGUCUCGUAUUCGUCAUCUAACGGAACGGGCUUUAAAGCGACGUCCGUAUCGCCAUUACAGGAACACAUAUCGGUGGUCCAGAGUAUACCACGUGUCAAUCGUACCAGUAGUAGCAGCAGUACCAGCAGUAGCAGUACCAGUAGUAGCAGUACCAGUAGUAGUACUAUCAAUAGCAGUAGUACGACGACGACAAAGAGGCCUAACUUAAUGUACGGUUCGACGGAAGCUACGACCAAAUCGUCGGUCGUCCAAUCUAUUCCAAGAACGAGAAAGACAGCGACAACAUCGACGACAUCUACAACGACACAAACUACGAGUACCGAAUCGGCCAAAAAUAUAUUCAAUCAUUAUUUAAAAGGUAAUAACAAAAGUAGACCUCGUUUCGUGAUAAAUGGUCAACAGAGACCAAUCGGAGUCGAGGAAGAUCCCGAGGACGUCGAGGAUUCACAAAUAAAUCGUCCAAGUGUUGAAGAGAAAAAUAAUGGCUAUCGUAGAAUAUUAUUUGCCAAACGUCCUAUCGAACAAAAUUUAAGACCCAUAACCGAGGAUUUCGUUGAAAAGGAUGAUGAUCCUAAAAUAUCGACUGGUAAUAAUUUAAGACGUCAACUUCACGACGAUGUCACCAAAGCGAGUAUCUCUUCGAUGGAUAACAACAACAACAGCAAUAACAACAACAACAAUAAUAACAACGAUGAACAUUCCGAUGUUUACAGUGGUGCUCUGUCAACGACACGGCCUUUAUUUACAACUACUACUCCGUCUAGAGUCAUUCAACGUAUUCCUGGGACGCGUCUCGAUAGACCUAAAAUAUAUGUCAAUCGAGAAAAUUUAGGACCCGUUAGAUUCGACGAUCCAAAAUACGAAAGUCCUAGGGUUUACGAACCUGAAGCUAAGUCUACCCUCGAAGAACAAACGUCUACUCAACCGAUUCUGUUACGUGGACCACCAAGAAUACCUGUUGAUAAUAGAGAUUAUCUUAGACAGACAACAGAACCGAUUUUCGUACGUGGACAAAGUGAAUCAUAUGUUCAAGAAUUACAACCGAGAGUUUUGUUACCUGGCCAACAAAAUAAUAUCGAGGAGGAGCCAGCAUAUAGACAUAUACCGAUUGGUAGAAUUUUGUAUAGGCCUGUUACGACUCAGCAACAACUUUAUAGUACCACCACAGAUCCCAAUGUUCAUUAUUUAGCUGACAAUCCUACGGUCGAAACGGACGACGAGUCACGAAUGCCGAUAAAUCAGAAUUACGUCAGACCAAGACCAUAUUCGAGACCAUUGAUCUAUCAAGAAUUGGAAGCAAGGGCUAGACCUAUUGUCAGACCAAUUCCUCAAUCAUCAACACCAGCUCAUCAUCACAUAGAAGAUCGAGAAUAUCAACAGACUACACCCGAUUAUGUCUAUCGUACAACGCCAAUAGCUUUACCACCGGAACCACCAAAUCCAAUAGCACCACCAUUAAGUCGACGAGAUUUUCAAAUGUUACUUAGACGUUUAUUGGUCAGUCAAUAUGGCGUACAAGCUCUUACUUAUCCAAAAACUUAUUUGGAGGAUGCACUUUAUGAUCAACAGCCUUAUCCUUCUUAUCAUACGGGAUAUCAAACUCCCAUUCCAAGGCCUGAUCUUUCUUCUUACGAUCAACAAGUAAACAUGCAAUAUGGCGAUCGUGUUGCAUUGAGACGUCCUCCGGUUUAUACAAGAGGAUUGAAUCCUCUUUAUCAAGCACCUCAUCAGUACGACGAUUAUCAAGAUGGCAGAUUUACACCUAAACGUGUUUAUAGACAAAAGUUUUAUACUCAAGAGAUUAAUGACGACGGCGAUGAAAUUUUACCGGCACCUAUCAGAGAGGCAUUACUUUUGAGAAUGCUACAAUUGGCUAUUAACGCUGAACGACCAGCCGUUCUACCAAACACAAUGAUCAGUAGUACGACAACGCCAACUUCGAGAUACAGAAAAACGGGUCCAGUAAGAAGCGUACAAAUUAUUACCGACGAGUCUGACGAAGAUAAGGACAUCAUGAACAAGAAGAUGUAACUUUCAUUUUCUUCUUUCUUUCUUUCUUUCUUUCUUUCUUUUUCUUCAUUUCCUUUUAAUAUCUCGUUUUUACGUCGAUUCUUCGUUCCUUCUUUAUUAACUUUUUUUUUUUUCGUUUUUGUUUUUUUUGAAUCUUUUCUAUCAAUCCACGCAGCACCUUCCCACGUCACUUCACAAUUGAUCAAAGAAAUAAGAAUAAUAU